AUGCAAGGUUCAGUGAGGUUUUCAAGCUGCCGAGGAGUGGCCUUUGAAAUCAAGCCUCAUGAAAGUCCAUUUGCCGUUUCUGAUUCACCCGAUGAUAAAUCGAGUUGCAGCGAACGAAAUUGGUUUCCUUGGACCCUAGGGAGCUCCUCCAAGUUGUUCCCUUCUUCGAUCAACAGGUCAACAAGUAGAACCAGUAGCCAUUUCUGUGAUCUUGAUCUUGAUGGUGAAAAUGAUCAAGAUGACAUUUCUUUGGCAGCAUUAGAAGAAGGAAAAGAGCAGAAACUAGCUCCUUUUCCAUCUGGAACUAAGCUGGAGCAGCCAUCAAAACCUGCUCGAAAGCAAGAAUCAAGACUGUCGGUUAUAUUGCUGGACCAAGGUUUGUUCACGGUAUACAAGCGACUCUUUGUCGUUUGCUUGACCCUGAACAUCACUGGUUUGGUAAUUGCAGCAACUGGAAAAUUCCCAUAUGCAAGAAAUAGAUCUGCCCUUUUCUCCAUAGCCAACAUUCUAGCUUUGACACUCUGCAGGAUCAAGUUCUUUGGAAGGUCUUGGAUACCUCUCCCAAUAAAAACCGCUACCACAUCUCUACUUCAAAGUCUUGGUGGCAUACACAGUAGUUGUGGAAUUUCUUCAGUUGCUUGGCUUACAUAUGCCUUAAUCCUUACACUUGAUAACAGAGAAAACACUUCGUCAGAGAUCAUAGGAGUGGCAUCUAUUAUUCUUUCUCUCCUCUGCCUCUCUUGUUUGGCUGCAUUUCCUCUCGUCCGCCAUCUCCAUCAUAAUGUCUUCGAAAGGUUUCACAGGUUUGCUGGAUGGACAGCUCUAGCACUCCUCUGGGCCUUCAUCAUUCUCACUAUCUCGUAUGACCCCAAGACCAAAUCCUAUAGUAAUGAACUAGGCUCCAGGCUGAUCCAACAACAAGAGUUUUGGUUCACAGUAGCCAUUACAAUUCUAAUUAUCAUCCCAUGGAUAACAGUGAGACGAGUUCCUGUCAAAGUAUCUGCCCCUUCAGGCCAUGCCUCCAUCAUAAAAUUUGCGGGAGGAGUAAAAGCUGGUAUACUGGGAAGGAUUAGCCCAUCCCCAUUAUCCGAAUGGCAUGCUUUCGGUAUUAUUUCUGAUGGGAAAACAGAACAUAUGAUGCUUGCUGGUGCUGUUGGGGACUUCACUAAGUCCUUGGUCGCCAACCCACCGAGCCAUUUGUGGGUUAGACAAGUGCACUUUGCUGGUUUGCCCUACUUGGUGAAUAUGUAUGAUCGGGUACUUUUGGUGGCAACAGGUUCUGGCAUUUGUGUUUUCCUGUCAUUCCUUUUGCAGCCAUGUCGUGCCAGCGUAUGUGUAGUUUGGGUGGCCAAAGGGAUUGAACAAAAUUUUGGCAAAGAAAUUCAAGAGAUGAUGAGCGGACAUCCCAAAGAUAAAGUGAUUGUGCAUGAUACAGCUGUGCUCGGUCGGCCCAAUGUGUCCCAAAUGAGCGUUGAUGCUGCUAAAAAAUGGGGAGCAGAAGUAGUCAUUGUUACUAGUAAUCCAGAAGGAAGCAGGGAUGUCGUUAAUUCUUGCAAAGCAGCAGGGAUUGCAGCAUUCGGUCCUAUUUGGGACUCUUAG
Dovyalis caffra is the source of this 1599-nucleotide messenger RNA. The record is from the annotation of a GenBank genome assembly. Lineage: Eukaryota; Viridiplantae; Streptophyta; Magnoliopsida; Malpighiales; Salicaceae.